This is a messenger RNA of Callorhinus ursinus (northern fur seal), 1297 nucleotides long. It is a transcript of the gene FAM78B, whose product is annotated as family with sequence similarity 78 member B. The record is from RefSeq and is a predicted model, not a curated record. Lineage: Eukaryota; Metazoa; Chordata; Mammalia; Carnivora; Otariidae.
CCCACGCCGCGCCGCGCCGGCGCCGGGCGGCAGGAUGGGCUGUAUCCAAAGCAUCACCUGCAAGGCGCGGAUCCGGCGCGAGAACAUCGUGGUGUACGAUGUGUGCGCCACCAUCGACCAGUGCCCCACGCGCAUCGAGGAGACCUCGCCCAUCGUCCUGCGCUACAAGACCCCCUACUUCAAAGCCUCGGCCCGCGUGGUCAUGCCCCCCAUCCCCCGCCACGAGACCUGGGUGGUGGGCUGGAUCCAGGCGUGCAACCAGAUGGAGUUCUUCAACACCUACAGCGACCUGGGCAUGUCAAGCUGGGAACUACCUGACUUGAGGGAAGGGAGAGUAAAAGCCAUCAGUGAUUCAGAUGGGGUGAGCUACCCUUGGUACGGGAACACCACAGAAACUGUGACCCUGGUUGGUCCCACCAACAAGAUCUCCAGGUUCUCCGUCAGCAUGAAUGACAACUUCUACCCAAGUGUGACGUGGGCAGUGCCAGUGAGUGACAGCAAUGUGCCACUGCUCACAAGGAUCAAGAGGGACCAAAGUUUCACUACCUGGCUGGUGGCCAUGAAUACCACCACGAAGGAGAAGAUCAUUCUACAGACCAUCAAGUGGAGGAUGAGAGUGGACAUUGAGGUGGACCCUCUUCAGCUCUUGGGGCAACGGGCCCGGCUGGUGGGCAGGACUCAGCAGGAGCAGCCCCGGAUCCUGAGCCGGAUGGAACCCAUCCCCCCCAAUGCACUAGUGAAACCCAAUGCCAACGAUGCCCAGGUUCUCAUGUGGAGGCCCAAGCGAGGACCACCUCUGGUUGUGAUCCCUCCUAAGUAGAAGCAGACUGGCCUGUGUGUGGAGCACAUGACGCUAUGACAUGCAGUGAGGCUGCCAGGGGUGGCAGGAGCCAAACUGAGUUUCUGAGCCAAAGCAGACCACUUGGUUUGCCAGCAUUUGCAGCCACUUAUGAAGAGUAGGGCUGCUUCUUGGGUGGUAGAACCAUAAUCCUUAGGAAAAGUCCCUUCCUUUUAGGAAUAAAGAAAUCACUGAUUUGACAGACUUGCUGUGAUUACCAUGCAAGUAGCCAUAUUUUGGAGCUGACCAGGAUGAUUCUUUUAUCUGAACUACUGACCAUUUCUUUCCUGUGAGAUGCAGGGGAUGGAAACAAAAUUAAACAGUGCCUGUGGCAAAUGCUGCUUCCCAACCAAUUAGAAGUGGGAGUGAAAACAUCCACACCAGGUGUCACCUAGUAGGACAAGGCACGUCCAGCAAGCAGAACCACAUGGCAGAGACUAAAGAGGAGGAAAUGAGCCA